Molecule: messenger RNA, 2372 nt
Organism: Girardinichthys multiradiatus
Lineage: Eukaryota; Metazoa; Chordata; Actinopteri; Cyprinodontiformes; Goodeidae
Product: endonuclease domain-containing 1 protein-like
Molecular function (GO): nucleic acid binding; hydrolase activity; metal ion binding
Source: RefSeq, a predicted model, not a curated record
AUGGGGAAGGAGGGAAGGAUGAAAGAAAAAAGGAGGCAUGGCAGGAUGAGGAAAGGAGAAGGAGAAACAGAAUGGGGAGGAGGGGAGAGCUGUAAGUUCAGGGAGGCUUCUGCUGUGUUAUACUUGCGGCAGGAUGUGACAGAAUGCCUGAAGUACUUUUAUAAAGCGAAGGUGCCAGAAUGGGGAGCUUCCACACCAGGCGCUGCCCGUCUGUGUCAGCGAUUCGUCAACAGGUUCCACUUUGCCACACUGUAUGACACCAACCAUCGCAUUGCAGUCUACUCUGCGUAUCAGUUUGAGCCCAGCAGUGGAGGUGGCAGGGAGAAUAGGUGGUUCGUAGAACCUCAGCUGGUGAAUGAGUCCUGGCAGGCUGAGAUGAAGGAUGGAUAUUGGCUGGGCAUGGACUACCCAGGGGUCUACCAGGGAGAGAAACAAGCUCUCAACGAGGACUACACAAAUUCUGGCUUUGACCGUGGUCACCUCAACCCUAAUGGACACCAUCCAGUACCCAGUCGUAAUGCCACUUUCACCCUGACCAAUGUGGUUCCCCAGAACCCCAAAAUGAAUCAAGGUGCCUGGGGGAACCAUGAGUCCCAGCUCACCUCUCUUUUCCUUGAAAAGUGUUCAAAGGCCAACGUGCUGGUUGGCGCCAUCCCCUCAGCGAACAACUGGAUUAUCAAAAACAACGUGAAGCGUGUCAACAUCCCAGACUAUGUGUGGAACGCCUACUGCUGCGUGGACAACAACAACAGGCCCAUUCAAAGUGGUGCUGGUACAGCAAGAAACACAGAAGAGAACUACGUAGAGAAGCGUUCACUGGAUGAACUGGGUGCAUUCCUGCAGCAGGUUUCCAAUAAACCAGUAGGGGAGCUGUUUUACAACAACUGCCGAGCAUAAAUGACUGGCAAAAAUCAUAUAUAGUUACCUGAUAUAGUCUUAUAUAGUUAUAUAAGUUAUCUUAUACAGUUUGACAAUAGUUCAGACUCCACAUUACAUUUGAACAUCCAUUCUGCCAUCCAUCUUCUGCUGCAGUUUUAUACUGUUCAACUAGUAAGGGUUGGUCCUUUCUGGGGCGGUCAGUGGGUCAGAGGCAGAGAACACCCUCAACAGGUCACCAGCACAUCAUGCAAACAAGCUUUAACUCACAAAAUCCCAUUUAAAGGCAAUUAAAUUAGAUUGAAACAGAUACAAAAUUGUUUAUAAUGUCUUCAACAAAAGCAACCCAAAAAGGAGCGAAAUAUUUUAACAUAUUCAAAGUAUGCUACAGUUUAAAAGCUUUAAACCCUUACUGGCUGAAUUUAUUUAAAAUUAUAUUUUAAAAUAAACUACUGGUGUUUUUGGUGUCGAACAAAUACUAAAUAAGGUAGCAGCUAUUAAUGUGUUUAUAACACACACAAUAGAUAUAAAUGUAGGUAUUUAGUAUGCAAGCCAGAAAAAUUUGCCAGAUUUUGACAUUAUUUCGAGGAUUAGAUGGAAGGAAAGGGCUUUGAAAAUGAUCCUGGGUAUGUGUGGAAUAUGCUUAAACAGUUAUCAGUAGCAUGGCAUCAAAACCCAAAGCAGCUUGAGGUGAAUUUGUGACAAUAGUCUAAAAGGGGUUAAGGCUAAUAAAACAAUGAACAUUUGUCUAUUUACCAAGAAUCUGUAUUAAUAAAAGCAUGUUUUAUAGAACCAUUAUGACUGCUCAUUUCUAUCUGUCUCGUGACAUACACAAACAAACACCAGUGAUCUGGAAUGUGUUUUUUAUGGGGGAUGUUGUCUUAAAGGUUCUCUUAGCGCAAGAGCAACAGAGACCCAGGUCUACCACAUAAGACAGGACCCAAGAAGCAGGCUGAACAAGGAUGUCCUUGAAACAGUUCAGCACAGUAGCUGACUGACGAAGUGGAUAUGAAAAAACAUAACUAGAUGUCAUGCUUUGUGAGGUUUGAAAAAAUGAAAAAAGCCUGAAACCAAACACAAAGGAAUGAAGUAUUGUGGCCCUACUGAAAAUAAUAAAGAACCGAAUACCACAAGGCCUUUCUGAAAAUGAUGAAUAACCCAGAAUGAUUAAACAAUAAACACAAAAAAAAGUGGUUUAGAUCCAGACUCUAAACAGGUGAUGGCUUACUAACUCAGGAUUGUAGUGGUAUGAAAGUAUGACAAAGGGAUAAUAAUGACUUCGGUGCAUAGUAAUAAGUUACAUUUACUCAAUUACAUUUAAUGUAGUUACAUGCCGAAAAAAAAAAAAAAAAUCAUUAAGAGUAGUUUUACUCCUCCUCGACUAAUUUUACUUUGAAGUAACACUACUCUACCCUGCUUCACUGAGUGAAGAACAUUGUAAUCAAAUAUGCCCCCAACACAGAAAUAGACAUUAGGGUAACCACUUCUUGUAUGUU